AUGUUGUUGUCGAAGCUCCAGUAUCGCCUGGCAUCCGUGGUCGCGAUCCUCGUCCUACUGACUCUAGAUCUGCUCUGGAAGUUGAAGACUGGCGGGACCGUCAGAUUUCGACUGGGUUACCAGUCCGACAAAUCGAGCCCUCGCAUUGAAUCUAACAGAGUUAACGGCCUCAAGAAGCCCAAUGGUUCCAAAGCAUGGAUCUACUCAGGACCCGAGGCAGAGGACAAAGCGGUGAUUCUGGCAAAGACUCACGGAGAAGAUGUGAGUUGGGUCUUUGACAAUCUGCAAGAUUGGAAACAGGCGAUAUACUACAUGGAUGAACCAGAUGGAGGAAUGCUUCAUCCACCCCUCAACAAGGGCAGAGAGGCUAUGGCGUACCUCACAUUCAUCAUCGAUCACUACGACGUUCUGCCAUCCUACAUGGUCUUCGUUCAUCCACAUCUGCAAGGCUGGCCCGCGGCGUGGCAUACGGACAGUAAAAAUCACAACCAAAUCAAUUCUAUCAGGUCUCUGAGGCUCGCAUACCUCGAAGAGCAUGGAUAUGCCAACAUGCGCUGCAUUCCUGACCCGGGCUGCCCAGCAGAAAUACAAGUCGACCGACAAGACGAGCGCCGCACGGCAGAGCACGCCAUGAGGGAAGCGUGGCCAUACAUGUUUGGGGGGAAUUAUUCCGACAUACCCAAGGUUAUCGCUCAACCCUGUUGUUCGCAAUUUGCGAUAUCGAAAAAGCAGGCUCUGAAACGCAGCCAAGCGGACUACGAGCAUUACCGUCAGUGGCUCCUCGAUACGCCACUAGAUGACGAUACGAGUGGGCGGGUCUUCGAGUAUCUCUGGCAUGUCAUAUUUGGACAGGAAGCUGUGCACUGUAUUCCUUUGAAACAAUGCCGCUGUGAGCAGUUUGGCCAGUGCUAG
Fonsecaea nubica is the source of this 912-nucleotide messenger RNA. RefSeq lists its product as hypothetical. Bases 1 to 912 code for a protein of 303 amino acids. NCBI's taxonomy places the organism in Eukaryota, Fungi, Ascomycota, Eurotiomycetes, Chaetothyriales, Herpotrichiellaceae. The transcript has 2 exons. The record is from RefSeq and is a predicted model, not a curated record.